CCUUUCUUGUUGGCAAAGCCAGAGUGAGAUCUGAAGAAGAAAUACGAAUUGAACUCGUUAGAUUUCGGUUCUACUUUCGCUCACCCUAAUUCUGUCGUCUCUCAUCUCCUGUUACUUGUCUCUCUGUCUUCGCUUCUCCAUUCGCCAUGACCAAGCAACAAGCUAACUGGUCUCCAUACGAUAACAAUGGAGGAACCUGUGUUGCGAUUGCCGGAGCUGAUUAUUGUGUUAUCGCUGCUGAUACCCGAAUGUCCACUGGCUACAAUAUUCUCACCCGCGAUUACUCGAAAAUUUAUCCAUUAGCGGAGAAAUGUGUGAUGGCCUCUUCUGGUUUUCAAGCUGAUGUGAGAGCUUUACAGAAGUUAUUGAAAGCAAGGCACUUGAUAUAUCAGCAUCAGCAUAAUAAGCAAAUGAGCUGUCCUGCAAUGGCUCAGUUGCUGUCAAACACCCUCUAUUACAAACGGUUCUUUCCUUACUAUUCCUUCAAUGUUUUAGGUGGCCUCGACAAUGAAGGAAGGGGUUGUGUUUUUACAUACGAUGCAGUCGGUUCCUAUGAGAAGGUUGGAUACAACUCCCAAGGUUCUGGUGCUACAUUAAUCAUGCCCUUCCUAGAUAACCAGUUAAAGUCUCCCAGCCCUCUUUUACUGCCUGCACAGGACGCUGUUACUCCACUUUCAGAAUCUGAAGCAAUUGAUUUGGUCAAAACUGCCUUUGCAUCUGCAACUGAGAGGGACAUAUAUACUGGAGAUAGGGUGGAAAUUGUUGUCCUAAAUGCUGGUGGCAUCCGCACUGAGUUCAUGGAACUCAGGAAAGAUUAAGCUCUAUCUAAAAACCUGCUGCUGGUGCCAGUGAAAUGAUACUAGGACCAUGGGGCUUCCCGUUGCGGGUCUUUUAGUUUAUUCUUGUGAUUGCUCUGUUGCUUGUAGAAGUGGAAAACUGCACUUGAUUUUAAAAGGAAAUGUUGAAGUAGUCAUUCCAGUUUCGAUCUUAAGUUUCUUGUAUGUUAACCAUGAUAUUGCCUGAUAAUAUGUAAUUGACUUCAUCCAAAAGUUGCUCUAUUUUGCCCUUCACUUGGCAAGAGGCAAUUUCAUGAAUGAUAGUGGUUUUCAUUAUUUAUAUUGAUUAUUUAAGGGGUAUUUGAUGCA
Messenger RNA from Carica papaya (papaya), 1145 nucleotides. RefSeq names its product N-terminal nucleophile aminohydrolases (Ntn hydrolases) superfamily protein (gene PBF1). Gene Ontology annotation, cellular component: nucleus; proteasome core complex; cytoplasm. Lineage: Eukaryota; Viridiplantae; Streptophyta; Magnoliopsida; Brassicales; Caricaceae. The record is from RefSeq and is a predicted model, not a curated record.